Messenger RNA from Parnassius apollo (apollo), 4923 nucleotides. The record is from the annotation of a GenBank genome assembly. NCBI's taxonomy places the organism in Eukaryota, Metazoa, Arthropoda, Insecta, Lepidoptera, Papilionidae.
AUGGCAAAAUCUCAAAUAAAUACUAAAUCAAAAGACUAUAUGAGGGAUAAAGAAGUAUUUCUGAAAGAGUUAAAGCAGUUUAAUGAGAGUAAAAACAUCCCAUUUAAAAUUCCAGUUGUAAAUGGCAUUGAAAUAGAUUUAUUUCUAUUUUACUCUUUAGUUCAACAGCGCGGAGGGCUUGGAAAGGUAAAUCAAAAUGAUACCUGGGAGUCAUUUUUAAGACCACUCAGACUUCCACAUCCUUGUGUUAAUGGCUCAACACUGUUAAGAAGGAUUUAUGGAAUGUAUUUAGAGAAAUUUGAGCGAGCAAAGGGUCCCCCUGGCCGUGAUGAUGACAAUGAUCUGGAUGAAGAUCCAAGGAGAGGCCGUGGAGGUGGAAUGCCGCGAAUAACAUUUGGAGGUGGGACAUACAUAUCAGCGUCGGGUGAGGCGCUUCGUACGGGAACAAGAAUCGCCGGCCCGUCAGAGCGACUUUCGUUGUCUCUGCUGUCACCUAUGCCCAAUGAACAAGAUUUUGCCAUCAAUGUUUGUACUGUACUAGCUGCGGAUCACUCUAACCGACUACCUUUGAAUACAACACCACAUAUAUUGGAUUUUUUGUUGGCACAUGCUGGAGUUUACAACCAUUCAAGUCUUAGAGAUACAAUUGGCCGUUCGUAUUAUGAGGCCCGGGGCCGAUAUCCUCACGAAUUUUGGCAGAUGCGAGCCGGGGGCGGUGGGGCUAAAGAGUUAGCUGAUGAAAGCAAGUUCAUGCAGCCUGGGAUAGAACAGCCAGAGCUUAUGGUUCAGGCUUUAGCAGCUCAUAACACAUUAACUGACUGUCUUAUGCAAGAGGGAGGUGAUGAAGAGUUGGAGAAGAUAAUUGAUGAUAGUGGUUCGGAUAUACUAGAAGAUUGGGUGACAGAGCCAUCUGAAGAAAACCAAUUAUUUGCACCAGAAUUACCUGGUGGUGCGGCCUGUGUCUAUACUCAGCGAGUGUUGCAGAUUGCUUCCAUUGUACGCUCUCUCUCGUUCCACGAGGAGAAUGUUCAGCAUUUGGCUAAAAAUAAUACACUUAUAAGGUUUCUUUUACUCUGCGCUAAUUGCUGGGUUGGUACUUUACGCCAGAGUGGUUUGGAUACACUUGGAAAUGUUUCAACAGAACUUAUAAUCAAGGACCCGGCGACAUGUCUUAUAUCACGGCACAUCCUGUCAACUAUCCAGUCAGCUUUGGUUUCACCAGAUCGGGCUAGAGUGCUCGCCGCAUUGGAACUGCUCAACAAAUUGGCCCAGAACGAGUCUAAUGAGGAUGCGUUGUUAAAAGCAUUAGAAGCUAAGGUGUAUAGUGAUGUUUGCUCACUUUUGACAUUACGCGAUAUAAUGGUGUUAGUUUGCACGUUGGAAUGUGUGUACGCACUGACAUCUCUGGGAGAUCGCGCUUCAGAGGCCGUUGCCCGUGUACCCGGGCUUAUACACACCCUUGUGUCGCUUGUUACGGUUGAGGCGCAGAGCUACGGGCCCCGCGCGUGCAUUCUUAUGCGCGUGGUGGAAACGGUGAGCGGGCCCGCCACCAGCCAAGCCAGCGACCACGCACCACCACAACCCGUCAUUAAUAACUCGCCAGCGAAGCCAGCCGCUGAAUCUCCAGCUCCUCCAGUGGCACAGCCCACUACGCAGGUCACACCACAGAUGACUCCAGUCUCCUCCAUACAACAAUCGCAUAUGCAGCAAAGAACUGUACAGGAAAACGAACAUUUCGCUCAAGCGUGGCUACGAUCGACGUACGAACCUUUACCAUCGAACGACAACAGUGCCUGCGAUGCUGCUGAAGUGUAUCGACAGUACCUUGCUUUUUGUACGAAGAUGGGAAGGAAGGGUGUUAUUGCCCCCGCACACUUUCCGAGGCUUGUUAGAACUAUUUUUGGAGGCACUGUUGGUCCGAACACGGUCACUACAGCUUCAGGUGAAACUCAACAAGUGUAUAUUGGAAUACGCUCAAGAAACUCGCUGAACAGAAGUAAUCCUCCAGUAGGACCAUCUUCACCAAUAUUGAAAGCGCAACUAACCAACAAACCAGCAGUCGUCGAAGUAAAAACUGUAGCCCCGCCCCCUCAGCCCGUGCAGCCAGCGGCGGCACCGGUGCCGCAGGCGCAGGUGCAGGCGCACGCGCACGCGCAGCUGGCGCAAGCGCUGGACGCCGCGCCCUCCAACACCUCGCUCAUCAAGCACUUGCUCGCGCACAAAGUAGCGCAGCGCCAACAGAGUCAACAAAGGGUCGUGGGGCCUUCAACCUCUAGUGGUGUAGUUGUUCAGCCAAGUGUAACGGGAAUGGAUGUCGAUCCAGAAUCACUCAUAAAGUGUACGACCAUUACGCCAGGUGGUGUUGCCAGUAACACGCCAACAUUACAAGGAGACAAGGUUAUCAUCAGCACGGCUGAAGAACUUUUAGUACCGAAAGAGGAACCUGUGCAAAUUCAAAUAGACGAGCAAUCUCAAUUGACUAUUAAAACUGCACAAAACAAAAUGUUAGCAGAUCUACUAGAAAAGAAAUCUAACCCACCAGUUCAAGUCGUCCAAAUGACCCCACAAUUGAACGCUCCGACAAUCCAAAUCACGGAAACUGGGCAAAUAGUUCAGGUGAAAUCCGAACAGAAUCCAAUCAUUCAGAUCAACCCCGAACCCGGAUUAAUGUCGCAAGGAAGCCCAUACUUCCAAAUUAAGAACGAACAAGGCCAGCUAAUCCAAAUAAAGAAUGAUCAAGGACAGAUAAUACAACUUAAAAACGAACAGUUGCAGGGCUCGAUGGUCCAGUUUAAGAACGAGCAGGGACAGUUCGUUCAGAUCAAGAACGAAGGUCAAGGUGUUGUCCAAGGAGGUCAAAUUGUACACCAGAGUGUUAUCCAGACUGUUAAAAGCGAUAAGGAACAGAUUGUCGACACGGUGGUCACUGACCACUCCUACACUGAACCGCCGGCCAAAAAAUCGAAGCUUGAAGAAAAACUUGAGAACAACUUGCCCCAAGAGAGUGUUUCCAAGACGGCGGCCAACUUAUAUGCUGCACUCGCUGCAUCAGCUUUAGAAGACGAAGAAGAUUUGCGGCCCACUGGAGUCAUACUAGCCGGAGCGCUCCGCGCCAAGUUACCACCAAAACCAGAACCUGCGGAAGUGAUCCCGCCUUCAGUGUUAGUCGCGGGGACCUCUGAUAGUGGAUCUGUCAUAGUUCAGGAGCCAUUGCUGCAGGUGCAACAACCGGCUCUGCAAGUGCAGCAACCAAACCUACAUGUCCAACAGCCGCCUAUGCAGGUUCAGCAGUCAUCUCUGCAAAUGCAGGGUUCCGCAAUUCAGAUGCAGCAACCACAGACUCUGCAAGUUCAGCAACCAAUGCUUCAAGUGCAACCUAUGGACGUCCAGAAUAUUCUUGCGUCGCAAUCUGGUCAGCUUAUUCUGCAAGAAAAACAACAAACAACACAAUUUAUGCAGCAACCAAUGCAAAUAAUAGCAACACCGAGCUCGUCUCAAGGAGGCCUGAGUUACAUAGCUCAGAAUCUUCCUGGCAACAUGAUGCAGAAGACGAUCAUCAUAGUUCAAGGAGCCGGGGGCGGUCCACUGACUCUCACAGUGAACAACCCAGCCGGCUUGGACGAGGCGACGUUAAACAGUCUUAUUGCUCAAGCGACAGAGGCGAUAACGCAACAGCAAAUUAUACAGAAUUCGGGAGUUAUACAGUCGACACAAAGGGUGAUCGUGAGUCAACCCACGCUUGUGAGCACUUCACAGACCAUCACUGUGGUCAAAACGGCCAUAGCACAGAGUGCCCCUCAAAUCACUCCAAGUCAACAACCAUUAAUAACAACCGAACCGCAACCGCACAAAGCUCAAAUCGUCAAUCCUCCGCAAGCACAACAAAUCGUUGUAUCUCAGAAACAACCCCCCGCCCUUAUAAACACGUCAUCAGGCAGUCAGAUCGGCGGCAACCAGCAAAUAAUACAAGGCAACCAACAACUGUUGCAAGGAAACCAGCAAAUUAUUGCCGUGUCGAACAACCAACAGAUCAUAAUGAACGCACCCAUGAAACCCGGCGUGCACAGAGUAGUACAACCACAGAGAAGUCAAGUGGGAAAUGUAUCUAAUACCGCGAAUCCGACAGUAGUAGCGCAGAGUGAGAGUAAACCUAGCGUUAUACAGAGUAGCCCGAAAACCCAACAGCCUAUUAUGCGACAAGUAAUCACUCGGCAGCCGGUUAUGGUUGGCAACACUAAAAUAGGUGACAAGGAGAUGGUCGUUAAUCAUCCUGUUACAGAGAAACCGCCAACACCGAAGCCAACGCUAACACCGCCACCGGCUCCGUCCUCUUUCUCAGCAGAUGACACUCCUUGGAUAUGCCACUGGAGAGGAUGUGGAAAAUCAUUCUUGAACGCGUCGGAAGUGUUCACGCACGCCGCUCGAGUGCACUGCCCCACAGCGGCCGGCGGCGAAGCGCCCUGCAUGUGGCUCGACUGCGACAGAGUGCCGCGGAAGACGUUCGCCCUGUUGAACCACCUGACUGACAAACAUUGCACGCCGGCAGCAUUGAAAGCGAUCUUCAACUCUCGUCGUCACGCAGCCGCAGAAGCGGAGGCGAGCAAGCCCGUGUCGUUGGGAUACCCGCCUAACGCCGCGCUCGCAGCGUUGAACAAGCACGCCGCAGACAUGUUCAACCCGAGAGAACUUAUGCACAGGGCCGAACUCAGUCGCACGCCGGAGCAAUUGGAUGAAAACGAAGGUCCAGUCACAAAGAGUAUACGGUUGACAGCGGCAUUGAUAUUGAGAAACAUAGUGAUAUAUUCGAAUACAGGACGACGGCAAUUACGUCCAUAUGAAGCUCAUCUCGCGUCGAUAGCGCUCAGCACCGUUGAAGCUUCUCGAACCAUUGCCCAAGUCUUAUACGACAUGAACAAUAUUUGA